UUGGUGAUACUGCAUGAAGAGGUGACCUCUUGGAUUCCAGCUCCUAAAAGACUCGCCUUUGAGAUAAAGACCAUGGCAGGCCCCAAACAAGGAAACCAAACAUAUGUCACAGAAUUUGUCUUCCUGGGAUUUGGUGAACUCCAUGACUUCCAGAGCCUUCUCUUCCUGCUCUUCCUCAUGAUCUACAUUUUGACCUUGGUAGGAAACAUUGUCAUUCUUGCCCUAGUUGUCACUGAGCACCGCCUUCACACCCCCAUGUACUUCUUCCUGGGGAAUUUAUCCUUCUUGGAGAUCUGCUACACCUCCACCAUCCUGCCCAGGAUGUUGGUUAGUUUGCUUAACAAAGAAAAUGGGAUUUCAUUAAGCGGUUGCUUCUUUCAGUUUUAUGCUUUCGGUUCCUUUGCAUGUUCCGAGUGUUAUCUUUUAUCUGCCAUGUCCUAUGAUCGGUUCUUAGCAAUAUGCAAACCACUGCAUUAUGGAGCUUUGAUGAACAACAAGUUCUGUAUCCAGCUAGCAGCAUGGACUUGGGUAAGUGGAUUUGUGGCGAAUGCUUUUACAUCAUUCUUGGCAUCACAGCUGACUUUCUGUGGGCCCAACAAAAUUGACCAUUUCUUCUGUGAUUACACACCAUUGCUAGUGCUGUCCUGCAGUGACACCCACACAACAGAGACAGUUAUGUCCAUCAUUGCCACUGUGUGCACGGUGCCUCCCUUUCUGCUCACCGUGACAUCCUAUAUUUGUAUCAUUGCCACCAUCCUGAAAAUCCCUUCUACCACCGGGAGGAAAAAAGCUUUUUCUACCUGUUCCUCACACCUUGUUGUGGUUACAAUAUUCUAUGGGGCUUUGAUGACUGUCUAUCUGUUACCCAAAAAUGAUAUAUUAAAAGAUGUAAACAAGUUGCUCUCUAUUUUUUACACUGUCUUGACCCCUUUGUUAAAUCCCCUUAUAUACAGCCUGAGAAAUAAGGAUUUUAGGGCAGCCCUGAGUAACUCAGUCAGUAAACGUGUGCCUUUACUGAGAAUUCAAAGAAUCCAAACUCUUUUUUAA
Alligator sinensis (Chinese alligator) is the source of this 1047-nucleotide messenger RNA. Its product is annotated as olfactory receptor 6F1-like. NCBI's taxonomy places the organism in Eukaryota, Metazoa, Chordata, Crocodylia, Alligatoridae. Gene Ontology annotation, biological process: G protein-coupled receptor signaling pathway. The record is from RefSeq and is a predicted model, not a curated record. The coding region runs from base 73 to 1047 and encodes 324 amino acids. Gene Ontology annotation, cellular component: membrane. The transcript has 2 exons. Gene Ontology annotation, molecular function: olfactory receptor activity; G protein-coupled receptor activity.